CUAUCGUUAUCGGUCGCUGCAAAUGUGUAGGAGUGGUUGUCGUGUUGUUGGUAUUUCAUCCAAUUAAGACGUUUAUUUACAAAAUUUGUGUUUGUUUUGCUUUUUGUUAACUGAGCUCGCAGUAUUUAUCGCCAGCUGCACCAUGAAAUCCUGGCAAGUAGCUGUGCUGGCCCUAGCGGCCGUCUAUCUGUGCAGUCAGGUGCAUUUUGUCCAGGGACUCGAGUGCUAUGUGUGCUCCAACCAGACGGGCAACACGGAGAAAUGCCUCAACACAAUCAAAACCUGCGAACCGUUCGAGAAUGUGUGCGGCACCGAGAUACGCUGGGGCAGCCAGCCCUACUUCUCCGAGGGCGCGCUCAAGCAAUAUUAUGUGUCCAAACGCUGCAUGACCAAGGAACAGUGCCAGUCGAAGCGUCGGCGCUAUAUGCAGAUGUACUGCACCCACAUCUGGUAUGAGGAUUGGGCGUGCAACGAGUGCUGCCAGGGCGACAGAUGCAACUAUUUUGUUAUCAGCGGCGCGACGGGUCAACAGAGCCACACGCUGUUGCUGAUAGCUGCACUGCUGGGCGUCGGACUGCUCAUAAGGCGUGGCAUACUGCCCUAGGCAAUGCACUUUUAUUUUGCCCUUCUAAUACGCACAUUCACAUUCCAACGAAGCUAAGUAAUUUUAAUUGUAUUCGUAAUUGUAUUCAUUUCGUAUUGUCCACUAGUUAGUAGUUAUCACUGUAUGCCGUCCAUUGUGUGUAGUUCGUCCAAGUGCCUUGACAAGCAGUUACAACUUAGGCCUGUUAAAGUUUUAGUCUAGUUUUUGUUUAAAAUUCAAACUGAAAGCUUAAAGUUUAAUUUCUGUUCAAAGUUUUAGAGAUUUCAUUCAGCUUAUCAUAUAUUAAAAGACAUAUCAGUUUUAUUUAUCAAUUUAGCGCUAGAAAGUGAAAGCCCCUUUUAUAUUUGUGAUUUGUCUAGAAACUCGUUAAGGUAUCUCAUGAUUCAGUAAGUUUUUAUGCUCCUUACACGAAUGAGAAGUGGGUAUAUUAGUUGCGUACCAUUUACGUCUGUCUGUUCUUUUUAAACUAUUUGAAUUUGGAGACUUUCAACUUUGAAUAUACUGUAAACGCUGCCAAGAAAAUAUUCUGCUAACAGAUAUAUCUUAAAAAAAAGGACAAAAAUGGGGGGAAAGGAAUUGACAGCUUCAUAGAGUUGUUUACCAAAAGGAGUCUAAUUGUGUUAUUUUAAAAAAUAACCAGUCCGUAAUCAUCAAAGUUUCAAGAGAGCACGAGCUUUAUGUAAUAGAAGACAGACAUAUAAUAGAAGACAUCUUGAGAUAAGCUUAUGACAUCCUUGCAGCCUAUUCAAAAAAUAUGCGCUAAAACUUUAACGUGGCCUUCUUAGCUUUAGUAAUUGUACUCGAAUCGAAUGAGAAAUUCUCGAAAAUCUUUUUGAAAAGCCCCCUUUUGGGUCUCCAAAACAGCUCAAUAAAGCAGCAAUGACGUUUUCUUUGAACGCUCUAUUGUGCAAUUUUAUAUA
Messenger RNA from Drosophila virilis, 1524 nucleotides. It is a transcript of the gene cold, whose product is annotated as coiled. NCBI's taxonomy places the organism in Eukaryota, Metazoa, Arthropoda, Insecta, Diptera, Drosophilidae. The record is from RefSeq and is a predicted model, not a curated record.